Molecule: messenger RNA, 507 nt
Organism: Paramuricea clavata
Lineage: Eukaryota; Metazoa; Cnidaria; Anthozoa; Malacalcyonacea; Plexauridae
Source: the annotation of a GenBank genome assembly
AUGAAUAUGAUGGGGGCCUCCUCAACCGUUUCGAACAUCUUGUACAGUUAUUUCAAUAUUAAAAGGAGCAAACUGAUUUGGACUGGAUCGCUCGAAACUCUGAAAGCAUUUGUCCUCACAGAGAUUGACGAAGAAACUGCCGAAACAACUACAUGGUGCUCGCCCAGUGGCGAUAAAUGGCUAUUUGACAGCAAGUUGUUAUCAGUUACUUGGCUAACAAAAAGCCAGAAUAUUUAUUUCGACGGUGAGAAGGGCCGUGACUUGAUGGAACGAAUACAUUCAUUUUUAAAGUAAGACCCGGACGUCAAUGCUUCAGAAAUCGCUAAUCCUGCUGAACUUGAUCUGGAACGGUCGAUUGAAAGUUUGCUAGCUGAAGAUUCUGAAGAUGUCACAGAUGAUACGUUUGAAGAAUCGUUCAGUGAUCAAUGUGAUAUUGCAAAGAAAUUGAAAAACCAAGAGGAAAAACAAGCCAGUAUAGAUUUCGAAACCUCUUCCGAUCUACGAUGA